UGUAGCCAUUAUCCCGGCACUUUAAGAAGAUACUUCCAUUUUUCUUUUGACGCAAAAUUAGCGCUGGCAGCGAUUUUCCGUUUCUAACUCACCAACGGCAAACUGUUUUAUAUUUUCUUAUUUAAAAAUUUAAAAAUAGUGUUUGAUAGUUAGAAUAUACUUAAGUAGUAAAGUUAUCGGGAAUAACAUUUAAAAAUAAAUAAAAAUGGAUUAUGGCUUAUCGGCACUAUUCAGCCCCUACCAUUUUCGCCGGCGUGUUCGCUUCGCCAAUAUCAAUUAUUCGGACACGGAUAACACCACUGCCACCCUCGACAAUGCCACACAGGAAUCGAUUACGGAAGCGAGUUGGGCAUCAAUGCCCUACGUGCACUGCGGCGAACGGAUGUGGCCAAUUUUUUUAGCUGCGUGCGUGGCGUUCGGCAGUGUUAUGGCGUUGGGACUAGCGAUAGGCAGGGCUCUGCUAUCCGUCUGGGAACAUCGAAAUGCUCGAAGCUACAAAUUAGUCCCCGGAGCCUUACCAACUGGUCAUGGAGCCAACGAACGGCCCAGCUGGAUGUCCACGGCGAAAUUUGUUAUCGGGGAAACUAUCUCACUAUCGACGACAACAGGAAGAACGCUGGCUUUCUUGGAGUUUUUCCUUGGAAUGGCAGUUCUGUUUCUGUAUUUCUCCCAUGUCUCCAGAAAAACCAUUGCCGUGGAAAGCUGUGUUAACUGGACGGAGCGUAUCGAUUUGCAGGUCGAGUUCAUCUGCAACGCGAUCUUGUUGUCCAUCUUUAUGCUAAGAUUUAUUGGCGCCAUGGAUAAAGUGGAUUUCUUGUUAUCGAUUAAGUCCUUGGUCACCUACUUCACCAUUCCCCCAUCGUUUCUUACCCUCAUCUUCAACCACGAUUGGAUUGGGUUGCGAUGCUUGCGUGCCUGCCAUCUGUUGUUUAUCCCUGACUACUUCCGCUAUUCCCAGCUGGUUAAAAAAGCCACUAUUCGCCGAUUGAUUUACAUUUGCACGGUAAUCGUUACCGUGACGCUGGUGGCGGCUGGAAUAUUUCAUUUGUUGGAACUGACUGGCGAUGAUUGGAUUGGCGCCCGUGUCGGUCAACAAGACAAAACCUACUGGGAAUGGGUUUAUAUGUCCGUGGUGACCUUGUCAACCGUCGGAUAUGGAGACCUUUCGCCUAAAUCCACCCUUGGCCAAAUUUUCUGCAUCAUGUUCAUUGUUGGAGCUUUGGCAUUAUUUGCCUCAUCAGUACCGGAAAUCUAUGGACUGAUUAGCAACUUUCAGCAGUUUACUGCGCCGUACAAACUGGGCAGUGGUAUUCAGCACGUCAUCGUUUCCGGUCAUAUUACCGCCACUACAAUGCAAGCGCUGAUCAAGGAUCUCAGCCGACCCGACCGGCGACAAAGAAGCCUUGAUCUCGUCUUCGUUAAUUCGGAAGAGCCGAGCAUGGAAAUGAAGUCGUUAUUAAAAGAAGUCCAGACAUACGUACAGUAUGUGCAAGGAAGCCUCCUGCAUGCCGCCUGCCUGCAGAACGCAAAAGUCAACGCAGCCGUUGCCUACCUGCACGUGGCCAACCGCAGUUCAGUUGAUCCCUAUAAAGACGAUUCCACGACGUUAUUAACGAUAGCCAGUAUUAAAAGCUGGAAUCCUUAUCUGCGCUGUGUUGCGGAAGUGCUUCAAAAUGGCACCAAGUCUCAGUUUAGCAGUAUUCCUGGGUUUCUUAUGGAGAGAGGUGAUACGGUGAUCUGCUUUCAAGAGUUGGAACUGGCCUUAACCGCGCAGAACUGCCUGGCUCCCGGCUGUGCCACGCUACUCUCCAACAUGAUCCGCGCGAGUCUAUCGGAAUCUCUGGAUAUUGGCGAAGCAUCACAGGAAGUACAGGAUUACGUCCACGGAUGCUAUAUGGAAAUGUAUUCUGGCCCGUUCAGUCCGAUCUGUUACGGGAUGACCUUCUUCCAGGCUGCCGAAUUGUGCUAUUCCAAAUUGGAUGUCGUGCUCAUCGGGACCUUUACUCCCGCGCGCACUAAUGCCAGCACUCCAGAAUCAAACGGAAGGAGUGGGCUGUUGUUAUGUGAUGGUUCGGUAAUCAUCAGCGAGGACUGUAUCGGAAUAUUUCUUGCACGGUCAGCCAUUGACGUGCGCAGAGUUUCCUGGUACUGUCAAGCAUGCCACGCUAAUCUAAAGGAUGUCGGACGAUGUGUCCCAUGCAAAUGCAAGCACGGAGCAAAAGCGAAACGAUCCAGUGUUCAAGCGCGCAGGAAUCCUUACCGGAGUAUCUGGGGCCAAUCGCGGGAAGAAGUGGAAGCGGAUGGCGCCGCGCCCAUAAAAUCCCUCAAGCCAACGAAACAUUCAUUUGGAUUUGAAGAUAUGCUUAUGCGCAAAAUCCGCAGUGAUGCGUUGACAGACAGUGCAGACUUCAACAGCGACAGCCGGCUCCUGCGUAAAAAGUCCGUCCAUGCCAAAACCAAAAUUUUCUUGGAUAUAUCGCGCAAUUUUUACUGGUGCGAGAGCCGCCCCUUUGCGUCCAUACUGUUGGAUCGAAGUAUGGCGUUGGAUUAUCCAUUUAAAAACCACAUUAUCGUCCUGGUAUCUUCCCAUCCGGAUGAUCCCAUCAUGGAUCUGCGGGAUUUUGUCGUGCCGAUGCGCAGCAGCCGUAUCCCGCAUAACGAGCUAAAAGAGAUUGUUCUACUGGGCAAUCCGGUGUACUUGGAGAGGGAGUGGCCGCAACUCCGCAAUCUGCCACUGAUCACCGUUGUGGACGGAGAUCCGCUCAACCGGGCAGAUCUGCGAGCGGUCUCAGUAAAAACCGCCGCCAUGUGCGUGGUUCUAUCGGCAUGGACCGGCAAGUCUAUCGACCCCAUCUUAGACGAUAAGACCGCCGUGUUGACCACACUAAACCUGAAAGCCAUGCCCUUUGACCAUCCCGAUGGGAAGAUGGCCGGAAGUGAUUUCGAGCUGCCAAUCGUCACGGCUCUUCAACACGACCAUAACGUGCGGAUGUUAAGCGAAUGUGCUCCAUCGGAAACGGAAGUAACCGAAGCAUUCCUGAUGGAACCAUACAUGUGCGGACAAACCGUGACCAUUUCAGCAUUGGAUUCCCUUGUUUGCACGAGUUAUUUCACUCCUCUGGCCGUGGCCGUGGUGGAGCACCUAUUGUACGGAUUUCAAAGUCCUCUAAUGGAAAGUUACCUAGCGGAAGGCGUGGGAUUAAUGGGCGGAGACGAGUACUCACCCGAUAAACUGUCCGACUGCAACAUUCGCAUUCGGCUGAUUCCGGUGAAGGACGGCCCAUGGAUAGCAACGGGAUCCUUCACGGAAAGCGUAUGCAGCUAUACAUUGCUACUUUUUUAUUUAUUGAACUUCUGGAAAUUUAAUUGUGAUGGCUCCGUAAAUAUAUGUUGGUCCAUUAUUUUGCUACUACGUAAAUCUGACAUACGGAGUGUUGUUCAAUACGGCUCUCCAGUUUUCCAUGAUCUGCCUUGGGAUAUCCCGAAAACUGCAGGGAAGUGUCGAUAAAUCGACAGGAAAGCGGAUCGUUCUCACCAAUCCGCCCAAACGAUCCUUUCUACGUUGGGAUGAUCAUGUUUAUGUUUUGACAAAGUAAUCGCUCCCAAUAAUUGUUCUAGUUGACACCAUGUAUCCAGCACGCAUUAUGUGAACGCUAUUUUUGGUCUCAUUUCGUAAUAAUUGUACUUUUACUACUCCUACAUCUGUACAUGUAUAAGUUUUUACGUUUUGUACCUUUUGUACUGAUGUUUCUACCUAAGAGAGCCCACCAUAAACUGGCAUUUAUUGAAUAU
Messenger RNA from Paramacrobiotus metropolitanus, 3792 nucleotides. RefSeq names its product calcium-activated potassium channel slowpoke-like. The transcript is spliced from 18 exons. Gene Ontology annotation, molecular function: large conductance calcium-activated potassium channel activity. Gene Ontology annotation, biological process: potassium ion transport. The record is from RefSeq and is a predicted model, not a curated record. Gene Ontology annotation, cellular component: membrane. Lineage: Eukaryota; Metazoa; Tardigrada; Eutardigrada; Parachela; Macrobiotidae. Bases 206 to 3508 code for a protein of 1100 amino acids.